This is a messenger RNA of Elgaria multicarinata webbii, 5898 nucleotides long. It is a transcript of the gene MAP4K4, whose product is annotated as mitogen-activated protein kinase kinase kinase kinase 4. Gene Ontology annotation, biological process: protein phosphorylation. Gene Ontology annotation, molecular function: ATP binding; protein kinase activity. The record is from RefSeq and is a predicted model, not a curated record. Bases 261 to 4406 code for a protein of 1381 amino acids. Lineage: Eukaryota; Metazoa; Chordata; Lepidosauria; Squamata; Anguidae. The transcript is spliced from 33 exons.
CUCUUUCACCGGGGAGCCAAGCAGCGCCCCCUCCCUUCUCCUCCAUCCAUCCAUCCAUCCAAUGAAGAAGAGUUUGAUCUUGGAGUGAAGGAAGCCAGAGGAGAAGAGAGGCUUUGUGUGUGUGUGUAUUGGUGUGGCUUGUUGUGUGUGAAGGGGCGGCGCUUUAUAUUUUCACCCUGGCGUGGUGGCGCUUGCCCUCUUUUUGUUUUAUUGAGGACAAUUUUUUUUAAGAAAUUAAAAAAAAUAAAAUCCAAGGAAAAAUGGCGAACGACUCUCCUGCAAAAAGUCUGGGGGACAUCGACCUUUCCUCUUUGCGGGAUCCUGCUGGGAUUUUUGAGCUGGUGGAAGUGGUUGGAAAUGGCACAUAUGGGCAAGUUUAUAAGGGUCGACAUGUCAAGACAGGUCAACUGGCAGCUAUCAAAGUCAUGGAUGUUACUGAGGAUGAAGAAGAAGAAAUCAAACUGGAAAUAAACAUGCUGAAGAAAUAUUCCCAUCAUAGAAAUAUUGCAACUUACUAUGGUGCUUUUAUUAAGAAAAGUCCUCCAGGACAUGAUGACCAACUGUGGCUUGUUAUGGAGUUCUGUGGUGCAGGCUCUAUUACAGACCUUGUGAAGAAUACAAAAGGAAAUACUUUGAAGGAGGACUGGAUAGCAUACAUCUCCCGAGAGAUCCUUAGGGGAUUGGCCCAUCUUCAUGCCCAUCAUGUGAUUCAUCGGGAUAUCAAAGGGCAGAAUGUAUUGUUAACAGAAAAUGCAGAGGUGAAGCUGGUGGAUUUUGGUGUUAGUGCUCAGCUGGAUAGGACAGUUGGUAGAAGAAAUACUUUUAUUGGAACGCCUUAUUGGAUGGCCCCAGAAGUUAUUGCCUGUGAUGAAAAUCCAGAUGCUACAUAUGACUACAGAAGUGACCUUUGGUCAUGCGGCAUUACAGCCAUAGAGAUGGCAGAAGGCGCUCCCCCUCUCUGUGACAUGCAUCCAAUGAGAGCCCUAUUCCUUAUUCCCAGAAACCCUCCUCCACGGCUAAAAUCCAAGAAAUGGUCAAAAAAGUUCUUUAGUUUUAUAGAGGGCUGUUUAGUGAAGAACUAUAUGCAACGACCUUCUACAGAGCAGCUUUUAAAACAUCCAUUUAUACGUGAUCAGCCAAAUGAAAGGCAAGUCCGAAUCCAGCUUAAAGAUCAUAUAGACAGAACCAGGAAGAAGAGAGGAGAGAAGGAUGAAACUGAAUAUGAAUAUAGUGGAAGUGAAGAAGAGGAGGAGGAAGUGCCUGAACAAGAAGGAGAGCCAAGUUCUAUUGUUAAUGUGCCUGGAGAAUCUACCCUCAGACGUGAUUUCCUGAGAUUGCAGCAGGAAAACAAGGAACGUUCUGAGGCUCUUCGGAGACAACAGCUGCUACAGGAACAGCAGCUACGAGAGCAAGAGGAAUACAAGAGGCAGCUGCUGGCAGAGAGACAGAAACGCAUUGAACAGCAGAAAGAGCAAAGGAGGAGGCUGGAAGAGCAACAGAGAAGAGAACGAGAAGCUCGGAGACAGCAAGAGCGAGAACAAAGGAGGAGAGAACAGGAAGAAAAGAAGCGAUUGGAGGAAAUGGAAAAGAGACGAAAGGAAGAAGAAGAGAGGAGGAGGGCAGAGGAAGAAAAGAGGAGAGUGGAGAGAGAGCAGGAGUAUAUCAGGCGACAGCUAGAAGAGGAGCAGCGGCACUUGGAAAUUCUUCAGCAGCAGCUGCUCCAGGAGCAGGCCAUGUUACUGGAAUACAGAUGGCGAGAGAUGGAAGAACAUCGGCAAGCGGAGAGGCUCCAGCGCCAAUUGCAACAGGAGCAGGCGUAUCUUCUGUCACUCCAGCAUGACCACAGGCGGCAGCAGCAACAGCAGCAGCAGCAGCAACAGCAGGAAAGGAAUAAACAGAAUUAUCAUACUCCUGAGCCUAAACCCCAUUAUGAGCCUACUGAAAGACCCCGGGAGGUUGAUGAUAGAUAUAGAAAGAAUAAUCAAAGCUCCCCUGAAGCACAGUCUAAACAGACAAGCAAAGUGUUGGAGCCACCAGUGCCUUCAAGAUCAGAGUCCUUUUCAAAUGGAAAUUCCGAGCCUGUUCAGCCUUCGUUGCAAAAGCCAAUGGAACCACAGGUACAGUGGUCCCAUCUGGCAUCUCUCAAGAACAAUGUUUCCCCUGUCUCGCGGUCCCAUUCCUUCAGUGACCCUUCUCCCAAAUUUGCACAUCACCACCUGCGCUCUCAGGACCCAUAUCCACCUUCACGCAGUGAAGUGCUAAGUCAGAGUUCUGACUCUAAGUCUGAGGUACCUGACCCCACCCAAAAGGCUUGGGCUAGAUCAGACAGUGACGAGGUGCCUCCAAGGGUACCUGUGAGAACAACAUCAAGAUCACCUGUGUUAUCUCGCAGAGAUUCUCCGCUGCAGAAUAGUGGACAGCAAAAUAACCAAGCAGGUCAAAGGAACUCCACAAGCAAUAUAGAGCCCCGUCUGCUCUGGGAAAGAGUGGAGAAGCUGGUGCCAAGACCCGGAAGUGGAAGCUCCUCUGGUUCAAGCAAUUCCAGUUCACAACCUGGGUCACACCCUGGAUCCCAGAGUGGAUCUGGAGAGAGAUUCCGGAUGAGAUCAUCGUCAAAAUCCGAAGGCUCACCAUCACAACGUAAUGAAACUGCAACCAAAAAGACUGAAGAAAAGAAGGAAGCCUUCAGACCUAGCAAACCCGUGGGAGAAGUGGAUUUAACUGCUUUGGCAAAGGAAUUGCGGGCAGUGGAGGAUGUACGACCUCCCCAUAAAGUGACAGAUUAUUCAUCAUCCAGUGAAGAGUCAGGAACAACAGAUGAAGAUGAGGAUGACAUAGAGCAAGAAGGAGUUGAUGAAUCUACUUCUGGACCAGAAGACGCUAGAGCAGUAUCCACCCUCAACCUCAGCAAUGGGGAAACGGAGUCCGUGAAAACUAUGAUUGUACAUGACGAUGUGGAGAGUGAACCCGCCAUGACUCCUUCGAAGGAGGGCACUUUAAUCGUCCGACAGAGUACAGUUGACACAAAGCGUGCCAGCCAUCAUGAGAGCAAUGGCUUUGCGGGUCGCAUUCACCUCUUGCCAGAUCUCUUACAGCAAAGCCAUUCCUCCUCCACUUCCUCCACCUCCUCCUCCCCAUCCUCCAGCCAGCCGACACCCACCAUGUCCCCACAGACACCCCAGGACAAGCUAACUACUAAUGAGACUCAGUCCGCUAGUAACACACUGCAGAAACACAAAUCUUCCUCCUCCUUUACACCUUUUAUAGACCCCAGAUUACUACAGAUAUCUCCAUCUAGUGGAACAACUGUGACUUCUGUUGUAGGAUUCUCUAGUGAAGCAAUGAGAUCAGAGGCAAUAAGGCAGGAUCCAACCAGGAAAGGAUCAGUUGUUAAUGUGAAUCCUACGAAUACACGGCCACAGAGUGACACUCCGGAGAUCCGCAAAUACAAGAAGAGAUUCAAUUCUGAGAUCUUAUGUGCUGCAUUAUGGGGGGUUAAUUUGUUAGUGGGGACAGAGAGUGGCCUGAUGCUGCUGGACAGGAGUGGCCAAGGGAAGGUGUAUCCAUUAAUAAACCGAAGAAGGUUCCAGCAGAUGGAUGUACUUGAAGGUCUGAAUGUCUUGGUGACAAUAUCGGGUAAGAAAAACAAAUUGAGAGUUUAUUACCUGUCAUGGUUAAGAAACAAAAUCCUUCACAAUGACCCUGAGGUAGAAAAGAAACAAGGCUGGACAACUGUAGGUGACUUGGAAGGUUGUGUACACUAUAAAGUUGUAAAAUAUGAAAGAAUCAAAUUCUUAGUAAUUGCUUUGAAGAGUUCUGUGGAAGUUUAUGCCUGGGCACCAAAACCAUACCACAAAUUUAUGGCAUUUAAGUCGUUUGGAGACUUGGUACAUAAGCCAUUAUUAGUGGAUCUUACUGUAGAAGAAGGCCAGAGACUGAAGGUGAUCUACGGCUCCUGUGCUGGAUUUCAUGCCGUUGACGUGGACUCGGGAUCAGUGUAUGAUAUUUACCUCCCAACGCAUAUCCAGAGUAGCAUCCAGCCCCAUGCAAUCAUCAUUCUACCAAACACAGAUGGGAUGGAGCUGCUUGUUUGCUAUGAGGAUGAAGGAGUAUAUGUUAAUACAUAUGGAAGGAUCACCAAAGAUGUGGUUUUGCAGUGGGGAGAAAUGCCUACAUCAGUGGCAUAUAUUCGAUCCAAUCAAAUAAUGGGCUGGGGCGAAAAGGCUAUUGAGAUACGAUCAGUGGAAACAGGACACUUGGAUGGUGUAUUUAUGCACAAAAGGGCACAAAGACUCAAGUUUCUAUGUGAACGUAAUGACAAGGUUUUCUUUGCUUCUGUACGGUCUGGAGGAAGCAGCCAAGUUUAUUUCAUGACCUUAGGCAGGACUUCUCUUCUGAGUUGGUAAAAGUGAUAUAGUUUGGCAAGGGUUGGCUGUCGUCUGGAGUCCUCGUAACUUGGAAUCAUUUGAAACUGGAGUACAGACCUGCCGUGAUGCAGUACUACAUGCCGUUGCGUGUGCAGCCAUCACUGGUGUUGGGUUCUUUUUGUUUUUAAACUGAGGCUGCGAUAUGCAGCUGGUGCUGUAAAGAUAUUGCCAUCAGGUGCUAUCUGAUUUGGGAUCCCAGUAGAGAAAGAAUCAGGUCUCUCUCCUUUUCCACCUCCCCGUCCUCCUUCCCCAGCUCCAGAUUUCCUAGUGAAAAAAGGAAGAGACUGAUCAGAAACAUAUUUUUGAAAGGAGGCAGGUAUAAGAAGGUGGCAGGAGGGCGACGUAGGUGGAGCCAGUGUUGCUGAAGCCGAGGGCAAAUCUAAUAUAGUAAUAUUAACGAUGUAUUUAAUUGACAUUUCUUUUUUCUUCUCUUUUCUUUCUUUCUUUUUUUUUGGUAAUGUGACAAUAUGUGGGCAAAGAGGAAGAUGCAGGUUUAAAAGUUAAUAUUUAUAAAAUGUGAAAGGCACAGUAGUUUAAGGGAGGUGUGGGGGGACUUUUUAAUUUUGGCCUGGCCAAGAGUUUAGUCAUUUUUUUACCUGUAUACCAAGUUUUGCCUAAAAAACCAUAUGUGGAUGGUUUUGUUUGUUUUUAAAAACAACAACAACAACAACGAAACAAACAAUUGUUCAUUUCGCUAUAAUGAUUCUUCAUUAGGCCAGAACUUGGUGAUGUCAGUGUUAGCACUGCUUCAGUUAAAGGUUUAAUUUUUGUUUAAACCUAAAAUGUGCAACAACUCUUACUACCAAUCUGCUUCAUGCAGCCUUUGGGGGAAAGAAAAUUCCACGCGUGUUUUGUUUUUGUGCCUACCUCAUUGUUUCUAAUGCAUACAAUAAAAGAGGUGGUUUAGGGUUAUGCUUUUUUCUCUUUUCUUUUUUUUAGGAGAACAAAUGUCAAAUUAAUCACAAUACCAAAACUUGCAAAAUAAAGGUGUGACUGUUAAUUUUGUAUCAGGUUUCAGCAAGAGAGACCAGCAGUCAUUUGAGAUGGUUGAAUUAGAUUUGUGGCAGUGACACAGUGACUUAGAUAGUCCAAUUUUUAAAGUUUUGAAAGCAAGCUUUUCACUUUAUUUUUUACCAAUUCCAUCAUGAAUGGAGAUUAAAGGAAUUUAGUCUAAAAUUCAGAAAGUUUUACUCUUAACAUUGGGGGGGGGGGCUUCGUAACAGGCAAAUAACAAAGAACUAGGCUAAUUCUAUAACUUGUUAAAUGUUGUAGGAAACUUUUGGGGAAGUGAUGUUUUCCUUUUCUAAGAAUGCAAUGCACUAAAACUAUUUUAAGAAUGUAGUUAAUACUGCUUAUUCAUUUUUUUAAAAGCAGCUUUUACUUGUUUUUCAAUGUAAAAACCCAAACUUUUGGCUCUCUUUUUCUCCCCCCCCCCCCUUCCCGGCCCCACCUUUCUAAAGGAAAAAAAACC